Molecule: messenger RNA, 660 nt
Organism: Salvia miltiorrhiza (redroot sage)
Lineage: Eukaryota; Viridiplantae; Streptophyta; Magnoliopsida; Lamiales; Lamiaceae
Exons: 2
Coding region: 1-660 (219 amino acids)
Source: RefSeq, a predicted model, not a curated record
AUGCACGAAGCCCGCCAUGGGUUCCCGGGAAUGUUGGGGAGCCUAGACUGCAUGCAUUGGGGAUGGAAGAAUUGCCCCGUGGCUUGGCAUGGCGCCUACACUCGAGGGGAUCAAGGCGAGCCAACAAUUAUAUUAGAGGUCGUUGCUUCACAAGAUUUGUGGAUCUGGCAUGCAUUCUUUGGAGUCGCUGGGUUCAACAACGACAUCAACGUGCUCCACCAGUCCACGCUAUUCAACGAUGUUUUAGCGGGGCAUGAAGUGGCUGUGCACUUCCUCGCCAAAAAUUCUCACCACACUCGAGGAUACUACUUAACAGACGGCAUCUAUCCGGACUGGCCGGUGUUCGUGAAGAGCUUCCAGUUUCUGAACGAUGAGAAGAAGCGGAGGUUCAAGGAGAUGCAAGAAGCUGCAAGGAAGGAUGUGGAACGAGCUUUCGGUGUUCUUCAGGCUCGGUGGGGUGGAAAUGCAAGUCAUUUUGACGGUGACGACGACAAGGGACCAAGUUCUACUCCUCAAACACAAUUCAAUUCCGGAGCACCACCGGAGUUCGCCGCCUAUUUGGCACGGAAUGCAAGCUUGAAGGAUGCACGAUUGCAUGCUCGCCUCCGCGACGAUUUGGUUGAGCAUAUAUGGGCACGCUUUGGUCCGGUUGACCCGUAG